Messenger RNA from Hemicordylus capensis (graceful crag lizard), 3936 nucleotides. RefSeq names its product glycogen phosphorylase L (gene PYGL). Gene Ontology annotation, biological process: glycogen catabolic process. The record is from RefSeq and is a predicted model, not a curated record. The transcript has 21 exons. Gene Ontology annotation, cellular component: cytoplasm. The coding region runs from base 270 to 2849 and encodes 859 amino acids. Gene Ontology annotation, molecular function: glycogen phosphorylase activity; pyridoxal phosphate binding. Lineage: Eukaryota; Metazoa; Chordata; Lepidosauria; Squamata; Cordylidae.
GCAGCUAGCCAGCGCCCGCCCCCCUCGCUGCUCUGGAGUCUUGACUGCCCGCCCCGCCCCCGAGCAAGAAAACUUCCCGGGGGGGGAGGCGGCGCUUGCGGGCGGAUAGGCGUGCGCGCUGGCGAAUAGCGACCUAUAAAAGUGGGCUGGGCGGCUCCCCUCCUUUUCCCGAGGAAGCGCCGAAAAGCAGCCCUCUUCGCGGCGCCAGAAGAGCCCCCGCAGGGUGGGGGAAACAGCCAGCCCCCCUCGGCCCGGGAUCCCGCGCAACCAUGUCUCGGCCUCUGACGGACCAGGAGAAGCGGAAGCAGAUCAGCAUCCGCGGCAUUGUCGGCGUGGAGAACGUGGCGGAGCUGAAGAAGGGCUUCAACCGGCACCUGCACUUCACUCUGGUCAAGGACCGCAAUGUGGCCACCCCCCGCGACUACUACUUCGCCCUGGCGCACACGGUGCGCGAUCACCUGGUGGGCCGAUGGAUCCGCACCCAGCAGUACUACUACGAGAAGGACCCCAAGAGAAUUUACUACCUCUCCCUGGAGUUCUACAUGGGCCGCACUCUGCAGAACACCAUGAUCAACCUAGGACUGCAGAACGCCUGUGAUGAGGCCAUUUAUCAGUUGGGGCUGGACAUAGAAGAGUUGGAGGAGAUUGAAGAAGAUGCUGGUCUGGGCAAUGGAGGCCUUGGCAGACUGGCCGCCUGCUUCCUUGACUCCAUGGCUACCCUGGGGCUUGCAGCCUAUGGCUACGGGAUACGAUACGAAUACGGCAUCUUCAACCAGAAGAUCAGAGACGGAUGGCAGGUGGAGGAAGCGGACGAUUGGCUGAGGCACGGGAACCCCUGGGAGAAGGCCCGGCCGGAGUACAUGCUUCCCAUCCACUUCUAUGGACGGGUUGAGCACACCCAGACUGGCGUGAGAUGGGUCGAUACACAGGUGGUGCUGGCCCUUCCCUACGACACCCCCAUUCCUGGCUACAUGAACAACACGGUCAACACCAUGCGGCUCUGGUCUGCUCGGGCCCCCAACGAUUUCAACCUCCGCGACUUUAAUGUUGGAGAUUACAUCCAGGCUGUGCUGGACAGAAACUUGGCAGAGAACAUCUCCCGGGUCCUCUAUCCCAAUGAUAACUUUUUCGAAGGGAAGGAGCUGCGCCUGAAGCAGGAGUACUUUGUGGUGGCUGCCACCCUGCAGGACAUCAUCCGGCGCUUCAAGGCCUCCAAGUUUGGGAGCACCGAAAGUGUCCGGAUGGCUUUUGAUUCCUUCCCAGACCAGGUUGCGAUCCAGCUGAAUGACACCCACCCAGCAAUGGCUAUUCCUGAGCUGAUGAGGAUAUUCUUGGAUAUUGAAAAACUGCCGUGGUCUAAGGCCUGGGAGAUCACCACGCGGACCUUCGCCUACACCAACCACACUGUUCUCCCUGAAGCUCUGGAGCGCUGGCCAGUCGAGCUGGUGGAGAAGCUGCUCCCCAGACACCUGCAGAUCAUCUAUGAGAUCAACCAGAAGCAUCUGGAUAAAGUCUCCACCCUGUUUCCCAAGGACGUGGACCGCCUCAGGCGGAUGUCCUUGAUCGAAGAGGAAGGCGUCAAGCGCAUCAACAUGGCACACCUUUGCAUCGUCGGCUCACACGCUGUGAACGGGGUCGCAAAGAUCCACUCGGAUAUCGUCAAGUCUCAAGUGUUCAGGGACUUUGCAGAGCUGGAACCAGAGAAGUUUCAGAAUAAAACCAAUGGGAUCACCCCCCGGCGUUGGCUUCUGCUCUGCAACCCGGGGCUUGCAGAGUUAAUUGCAGAGAAAAUUGGGGAGGAGUACGUGAAAGACCUGAGCCAGCUGACGAAGCUGCACAAGUUUGCGAAUGAUGAGAUUUUCAUCCGGGAAGUGGCCAAAGUCAAACAGGAAAACAAGGUCAAGUUUGCCCAGUACCUGGAGAAGGAAUACAAGGUGAAGAUCAACCCGGCCUCCAUGUUUGAUGUGCAAGUCAAGAGGAUCCACGAGUACAAGCGGCAGCUCAUGAACUGCCUGCACAUCAUCACCAUGUACAACCGCAUCAAGCGGGACCCAAUGAAGCUCUUCGUGCCCAGGACGGUUAUCAUUGGAGGCAAAGCUGCUCCUGGCUAUCACAUGGCGAAAAUGAUCAUCAAGCUGAUCACCUCAGUGGGCCACGUCGUGAACAACGAUCCUGUCGUGGGGAACAAGUUGAAGGUCAUCUUCCUGGAGAACUACAGAGUCUCGCUGGCUGAAAAGGUCAUUCCAGCUACAGACUUAUCAGAGCAGAUUUCCACAGCGGGCACUGAAGCAUCCGGCACGGGCAACAUGAAAUUCAUGCUCAACGGUGCGCUGACCAUUGGGACAAUGGAUGGCGCCAACGUUGAGAUGGCGGAGGAGGCUGGAGAAGAGAACCUCUUCAUCUUUGGCAUGAGAGUGGACGACGUGGCAGAGCUCGACAAGAGAGGGUACAAUGCUCAGGAGUAUUAUGAGAGGCUUCCGGAGCUGAAGCAAGCCAUGGACCAAAUCAAGAGCGGCUUCUUCUCACCGAAGCAACCGGACCUCUUCAAAGACUUAGUCAACAUGUUGUUCCACCAUGACCGGUUUAAAGUCUUUGCAGACUACGAAGCUUACGUCAAAUGUCAAGACAAUGUCAGUCAACUCUACAUGAACUCCAAGGAAUGGACCAAGAUGGUAAUCAGAAACAUAGCUGCGUCUGGGAAGUUCUCCAGCGACAGGACCAUCAAGGAGUACGCCCGGGAUAUUUGGAGUGUGGAGCCUUCGGACCUGAAGAUCCCACCCCCCAACGUUCCUCGGGAUGUUGUUGAUGAGAUGCUGGCCAAUGACACUUCUGAAAAGUUGCACAUGUGAAUCUGAGAGAUGCCGGAGGGAUAGCUUUCCUUGAGUAGCAGCUGUACUGUAGGUGGUGGGAAAUAUGCACCCACCAUUUUUUUUUUAAGCAAAUAACAGUAGUCACGGUUAUGGGCUCUUCCUUUUUUCUCUCUUAUAAGCACAAAGGGGCAAUCUGAUUUUUGUGUGAAACCUGCAGAAGUGUGAUCAAGCCAGGGCGUUUGAGUCAACACAAAAUGGGUUGCUCUACCAUGGCUCCACCUCCCCUCUCCUCCCACCCUGUGAAAGCCUGGGGAGUGUAGUUCUGUGUAACCAUUGCAGACCCUGGAAUGGAAUUAUCUGUGCCCUGAAACUACAACUCCCAGUGUGCCGGGUAGGAGGGGAAGCCAUGAAUGGAUUCGAAAGUCUGUGAUAGGAUCAAAUAUGUUUGCAGUAAGCAUUGAAACCAGUGCCAACAGCAAGAUGAAGUCAUUCCAAGUUGCAUUAAGUCAUCGGGUUUGCUGUGGCCUAGCGGUAGAUGGCCCUCAACGUUGCUGCUACCAUGGCCAGCCAUGUGGUUGAGUGUCCUCCCUCAAGAGGCGAGAGCACGGGAGUCUGCUCCAGCUUGCCUAUUGUUCAUCCCAAACAGCUUGGCCAAAGUGCUUUCCAGGAUACCUUUUGGUAUGUUACAGGUGCUAGGUGUUUGGUCCCUCACAGGGCGAGACCAAAGGGCCCUCUGGCUAUCAAGUGGCUAGGACAGGGGGCUCAGAAGAGGAGAGAGAAUGUCUUACUCAGUUAGCAGUUAAAAUACCCGAGAGCAAGGGUUCUCGCAGUUGGGUCCCCAGGUGUUAGACUACAGCUCCCAUCAUCCCCUGCUGCAAUGGCCAAAGGCCAUUUGGACAGCUGGGGACCCAACUUGGAGACCCCCUUUUAAGACAGGACUUAAUAUCCAUUCAGAUAGGACUAAAUAUCUAUCCUCUAGGACUGAAGAUUAGUUACAUUAUUACCAAAAAAGUGCAACUCUUGGAGGGUCAGAAGCAUCUAAUUUUACUGUCUCCCUGCUUUGCCGUGCUGUGUCCACUAGACAAUCAUGCAUUCCUGAACAUUUCAAUAAAGCUGAAGCCACACA